CACUGUUUUGAUAAGAACCACAAGAACUCAUCUAGUCCCAGAGCAGCUUCUCCGCUCCUCAGUCAUCACUCCUACUUUCUCUGCUUGACUCUCAGAGGGAUAAAGAUGAAUGGCUCAGUGGACAACAAUUACGACCAUGCUCCUCAUGAAGGGUCCUUCAUGUUUACCUCCGAAUCCGUGGGAGAGGGACAUCCUGAUAAAAUAUGUGACCAGAUCAGCGAUGCUGUGCUGGACGCUCAUCUGAAGCAAGACCCUGAUGCUAAAGUAGCUUGUGAGACCGUGUGUAAGACGGGCAUGGUGCUGCUCUGUGGUGAGAUCACAUCACGAGCACGUGUAGACUACCAGAAGGAGGUCAGAGACAUCAUCAAACAUAUCGGCUACGACAGCUCAGAUAAAGGCUUUGACUAUAAGACCUGUAACGUACUGGUGGCCCUAGAGCAGCAGUCUCCUGACAUUGCACAGGGAGUUCACAUCGACCGUGUGGAAAGCGACAUCGGAGCUGGAGACCAGGGUCUGAUGUUUGGAUACGCCACAGAUGAGACUGAGGAGUGCAUGCCCCUCACGAUAGUCCUCGCCCAUAAACUCAACGCUAAGAUGGCCGAACUGAGACGAAACGGGACUGUGCCCUGGCUCCGCCCAGACUCCAAGACACAGGUGACGGUUCAUUACACCCAGGAAAAUGGUGCUGUGAUUCCCAAGAGAGUCCACACGGUGGUGAUCUCAGUGCAGCACAAUGACAAUGUGAGCCUGGAAGAACAGAAGAAGGUCCUGAAGGAGAAGGUCAUCAAAGCUGUGGUCCCUGCAAAGUAUCUGGAUGAGAACACCAUCUAUCACCUGCAGCCCAGCGGACGGUUUGUGAUUGGUGGGCCACAGGGGGAUGCCGGAGUGACAGGCAGGAAAAUCAUUGUUGACACAUAUGGCGGCUGGGGGGCCCAUGGAGGCGGGGCUUUCUCUGGUAAGGACUACACAAAGGUGGAUCGCUCGGCGGCCUAUGCUGCCCGCUGGGUAGCCAAGUCUCUGGUGAAGGCCAAACUGUGCAGGAGGGUGCUGGUGCAGGUGGCCUAUGCAAUUGGAGUGGCCCACCCUCUGUCCAUCUCCCUGUUCACCUACGGCUCCUCUCAGAUGAGUGAGAAGGAGCUGCUGCAGAUCGUUAAUAAAAACUUCGAUCUCAGACCCGGCGUCAUUGUCAGAGACUUGGACCUAAAGAGACCAAUCUACCAGAAGACGGCCUGUUAUGGACACUUUGGCAGGAAGGAGUUUCCCUGGGAAAUACCAAAGAACCUAAACUUUUAGUGUGUGUGUGUGUGUGUGUGUGUGUGUGUGUGUAAGCACAGUGUGGAUGAUUUAUCGAUGCAAACACAGCUGUUCUUGUGCUCCUGUAAUCCAGUAAGACUGUAGCUGCCAGUGGUCAUGUGAGGGGCUGGAGGGAGGGAUGGCUCAGGGUGGGUAUCUGGUCACUGUACUGGUCUGUAGUGGUUGAGUUGGGGUUUCAUAACCUGACACGCCAGAUGGUUUCUUUACAUAAAACUCAGCUGUUUUGAAACGUAAAGGGUUUCCUAACCCUGCAUGCCAACCAGUAACAGCUGCAGUACAAGACAUGACAAGAUUUUAAACUCCAACUGGCUUUUCUCUCCAAAAGAAAAAUAAUAUAUGACCAAAUCUAAAUAGAGCAAAACAUCAUGUGUAUGUUCACAAAUCACUAUCAUGUCUUAAGAAUAUUUUACACCUUUGACUUUUACCAGUGGUGUACUGAUUAAAUUAUACAAAUCAGAACCUGAAUUUUAAAAUUAAAGAUGUUCUAUCUUUGGUACACAGUCUCAUGUAUUGAUAAAAAAAAAAUACAUGAGCUGGUUUAGGUUCUGCAGACCCUGCAGCACCAUUGUUACACCAAUGCAUGCUGGCAGAGCGCAGAGUUUGUGUAAUCUCCACUCCAUUUAAACAACACAUCAGCCCACCAACCCACUAGUAGCUCCUGCUCAAAUCGUAACAUGAAAGCCCUAAAAGAGGCGUAAAUGCUCACCUUUAUUCCUGGCAUAAAGGGGCAAACGAGUACAUGUCUGAUUGAAACUGAUUAUUAGACAUCAUUGUGUCAUCAAACCUGACUGAAUUUUACAAGAAAAAAAUGGAAAUUGUUAAAAAAAAAA
Molecule: messenger RNA, 2144 nt
Organism: Melanotaenia boesemani (Boeseman's rainbowfish)
Lineage: Eukaryota; Metazoa; Chordata; Actinopteri; Atheriniformes; Melanotaeniidae
Product: S-adenosylmethionine synthase-like
Exons: 9
Coding region: 106-1293 (395 amino acids)
Biological process (GO): S-adenosylmethionine biosynthetic process
Cellular component (GO): cytosol
Molecular function (GO): methionine adenosyltransferase activity; ATP binding
Source: RefSeq, a predicted model, not a curated record